Molecule: messenger RNA, 8555 nt
Organism: Xyrichtys novacula (pearly razorfish)
Lineage: Eukaryota; Metazoa; Chordata; Actinopteri; Labriformes; Labridae
Source: the annotation of a GenBank genome assembly
GACAUCACGGGGCCUGGCUGGAAAGGCGGAAGAGGACACACAAACAACAAGAGCAGCAGUAACAGUAGCUCUGCGACGAUAGUUAGAGAGAGGACGGAUCAAAUUUAACUAUUACCUGAUCGAUUAACCACAUUGACGUUGUGUUCACGGCUAAUUUACCUGUGACUGUUCACAUUUAAUCGGAAAAUGUCGGGUUUAAUCGGUAAGUUAUUCGGCAGCGGAGGUAAAGGUGGGAAAGCUCCCACAGCCCAGGAGGCGAUCCAGAAACUCCGAGAGACCGAGGAGAUGCUGGCCAAGAAACAGGACUUUUUAGAGAAGAAGAUUGACCAGGAGCUGCUGACCGCGAAGAAAAACGGCACUAAAAACAAACGAGGUGAGAGACAGAGGCCUGAAGGGUGGGGUUUAAAGGGUUAGUCCGGGAGUUAGUCAGAGAGUUAGUUAGAGAGUUAGCAUGGAAGCUAACUCAUGAGGAAAAGACCUGAAGGGUUCUGUUUAAAGGGUUAGUCAAUCUGAGACUGCCCCUACCACCGUCUGACAUUCACAGAGCUAUUUUAAGAGCAGCUGACUGAUAGUUUACACGUUAGGACAGCAUAGAGUCAAAUAAUAAUAAUAAUAAAAAAAACUAAAAAAGAGUUCAACCUGACGUGGAGGAAGUGACAGACAGAGAGAGAGAAAGAGCUUUACAUACUAUAUAUCCCUGUCAUUAUUCAAGACUCCAGUCUGUCAGGGAGCUGUAAACCCACAGAGUAAGUUUAGUUCAUCAAAGAUAACUCAUGUGUUUGUAAAACCUUUAAGAAGUGUUUUUGAUCCAAGGAACAUCUAUUUGCUCAGUUCAACAUGUUUGUAAAAAGUAGUUCCAGGUUCUUGUUCCUCAUCAUGAGUUCUCACCUCUUCUUUCACCAACUCUCUGUAGUACUUAGUGGACCCAGCAGACCAGGUUCUGUGAAAUGUUGUCCCAUUCUUGCCUGAUAGAGGAUUUCAGCUGCUCAACACUUCAGGGUCUCUUUGGUCUUGUUUUUGGGUCAUGAUGCUACAAAUAUUUUCACUGGGGGACAAGUCAGGACUGCAUCAGUCCAGUUUCUUAGCAGGACUCUUCUCCUACAGAGCCAUGCUGUUGUAAUCCCUGCAGAAUGUGGUUCGGAUGUUGCUUCAAAACAAAUUGUUCAGCAAUGAUAGCGCCUUAACUGAGCACCCAUGGUUUCCUUAAAGAUUGUCCAAUUUGCAGCUUCUAUAAAAAGGAGGUCCAUCUUAACUGGUUUCAGGUCCAGAGAAGUCUCUGGUGUUUCUGGAUCCUAAUUCUAUCUGGUCUCCUCUGUCAUGGUUCAGUUUGAACCUCAUUAGUGGAUGCAGUACCGAACUGUGUUCACACCCACAGAUGAUGGUUUUCACAGUGAUUCUGAGUCCAUGCGGUGAUUUCCACUCCCGAGCCCUGUCUGUUUUUACUACAGUGCUGCCUGAAGGCCUAAAGGUCAUGAUCAUUCAGUCUUGUUUUUUUUUUCUGUAACUCUGACAACUUUUUUAGAAACAUGUUGAUGACAGAACUCUGACUUUUUUCUUAAAAUAAUAAUAACAAUAAUAAACAUAUACUGGACCUUUUUUUGUAAUCCUCGUCUUUACAGAAAUGUUGAGGUCUAUUUGCUCAGUAAAUCUCACAGAAGGAAACCAGAACUGCAGGGAUGGCCCGGCAGUUUCCAGGGGAGAGAUAAUGUGGCAUUUGUUGAAUUGAUGAGAUUUGUGAGGGCUGUGUCUCUGCUAUAAUGCUGUUAGCCUCAGAGCUGAUGAGCUGAGCUUAAUCUGAAGAUUAAACAUAAAACAGAUAGAAAGUUCAGUACACAGACAACCACACACUCCGACAGUCCUCACGUAUAGAUUUCAUGAUGGUUUUGGUAGAUCAGCAGCCUGUGUCAGCUGGAGCAUGGAGCAGUGCAGUGAGAGAUGUGCCGUAAUUAUAGUCAUAUGACUGAAACUCACCAGGAGCAAUCAAUGAUGAUACUGCAGCAGAGCCGAGGCAGAAAAGUUCCUCUCAGAAACCUUUUACUUAAGCACUCAAAUUACUGACACAAACCGUGAAAAUCAGCAGCUAACGCCACUUUUUCCAGUUGAGAGAAACCUCAAGGUUCACACAGCUGUUUGCUUUGUGAGGAUCCAGGGAGGAGCUCAGGUAAUAACUGCCUCUUUGCUGAUGCGUGCUGGAACAGGCCCUGUAUAACUCCCAACGAGAUAAUCAGGUAUGAAUGAGGGAUGAGCGGUGAUCAUACAAAGGUGGAAAAGAUGGUCCAAGUGCAGCUUCUUGUGAAUCUAGACAGCAGUGUGUCUUUAGUGACCUGUGUGUUCAGGUGAGUGCAGGUGAAGCUUCUUCUGCUUCAGAGCUGUAUCACAGACACUCAGCUGACAGUCACUAACGCAUUUUGUGAGCGACCACCAGUCACUUAAUUAACCUGCCUGUAGAUAUUGCAGAUGAUAAUCAAACAGAACUGUGAUGAAUACAACCUGAUCAUGUAUUUAGAGGGGUGUGACCCCAGCACAGAGUUCCUGUUAACGUUAGAUACAGUUUGAAGGAUGUAGCUUCACGGGAUCAGCUGGUUAGACAUAGACAGGUUAACUAUAGAGAACAGUCUGUGGUCUUUCUGUGGACCCCUGCUGUAAACGGACUCCGCCCUAGAUUAUUGUUAUCACCAUCCAAAUUUAAAUAUUUUAAAAACAGACAUCAUUCUUGUUAAACACUGGUGUAACUGGGUUUAUGAACACACUGCUCUGAUCCAAGUAUUUAUGAUGAGCAUGUGAAGUAUUGUUAGAAUAACUACUCACACUCAGCCAGCUGAGGUUUCAGGGAUCUGUGAUACGACCACAAAUGCUCUCAGAUCACCUGUCUGCUCCUUUAAAACUGGUUUUAAAAAAGUUCUGUUUCUUGUAACACAGUACAGCACUUACUCACAAUGAAACCCGAUUUUCAACAUUUCUCCUCUCCUUACCUUCUUGCAGCUGGAGGGGAAUGAGUGAACACACAGUCUUUAGAUACUUCUCAGCAAACAUACCAAACCUAACUUGAUAUCAGGCUCUGUGUUUUCUGCUUGGUGCAGAUGAAGACAGACUAAACCAGAGCGAGGCCUCUGUGAACACUUUCACACAGCAGAGAAAAGCCUAAGUGAAGCUUCUUCUCUUUACAGACAAACUGAGACUCAGCAGAAACAGGUCCGUGUUCACCCUUAAAGAGAUGCAGUGAGCCCAGACAUGGAUCAGUGUCGUUGUUGUUGGACUGAUGAUACUAAACUGCUGAUUAGACCGUAAACUAUGAAAAGGAAGUUUUCAGUCAUAAGGAGUUGAUGGCAGGAACCGAACAGAAGAGAAAAGUGAACAUUCCCGUAAAUGUGCAAAAGUCCUGAUCGCAGUCACAGGAGUAGAGCUUAGGAGGGCAGAAAAGGACUAACAGAAUUACAGGGACUCUGUGGACCUGGAUAAUAACCUGAUCAUGGUUGGUGUGACGCUUGGUAACAAUGUUAUCAUCCAGGAAUAGACCUGAGUGCUGAUGUAAUCAGAUGAGAUGGAUCUGAGAGCUGUAGUCUGGCUGCUGUAGACCAGACCUACCACAUGCAGGAGGAUGAUAACAGUCAGUUUGUGUUCACGUGUGUGCAGAGCCCUGAAACUCUGUUUUACUGUGUUUUUGGUGGAUUUACAAAGACAUCCAGGACUGGCUAGAGGUGAAGGAUUGGGUUUUUCAAAGGCCCUAUAAGGAGUUUUUAACCAGUUUAAAGUUAAUGAGCUUUACAAUAAACUGAAGCAUCAGGCCACCCAAAGGAGUCUGCUGUAUCACCCAGCAGAGGGUGCUCAUCAUAACUUGGUCCAUCCAGGCGUCCAUGUCCAAGUGACCUCAGUAAACUCAUGCAUCCAAACGUAGAUAUUGUCAAAGCCUUUUAGAGCCGCCCAACCCUGUAACAGGUCUGUGUUUAACCCCCCACUCUGAAUGAACAGGUCUGUGAUUAUGAGUAUGACUCAGCAGGUUCAUAUCAGCAGUUCUCUUCAUGAGCUGAUUUCCCAAGUCCACCUCAGGGGGAUUUCCUCUGUUUUGGUGUAAACGUCACUCUCUGUGGACACAGACCCACAUCAGGAGACCACAUAAAACACAAACCAGACUCAGAACAAACAUGGAGAUUAUCAUCCACACAGUCAGUGUCAAAUACAAUUUAGUGAUUCAGUUAGUUUGAAGAUUGACAGAAUGACUGGCAAAGAUUCAUAAGGACGUAUUAUCAUAAAAAUAAUAAUUAUUAUUUUUAUUGUUAUUCUAAAUUUCCAGUGUUUCCUGUUACAAAGUGAUAUUUUUUUGUGUUUAUUUCACAUCUUAAAUAUCUUUCAGUCAGACACUUUUGCCUUAAAGAGAACUUUUAGUUUCACAAAUCUUGUGCUGAACUUUUUAAUGGGCUGAAACUUUUGAAUUAUUUGUUUAAUAUCUAUAUAAUAUGUUUUUCAAGAGUAAUAAUGGUAAAUGUAAAUAGAGCAGUGCUUUUCUCUCGUACACAGUAUUGAACUUUUUUGAUUUACAGCUUUCAUCUGAAUAUUUAUGAUAUUUGAUAUGGUACAUAUUUUUUUAUUAUGCAUUUAUGAUAUCUGAAAUAUCAAGACUUGAUUAACUUUAAAACACUUUCUUUGCGUUUCUUGACCAAAAAGAAUAAUUGUUCUUGUUUCAUAAUCAAGAGUUUGUUUUUAAAUGUUUGACUCUGAUAACUUCUAUUUCAGGGUUAAUUCUGUAAAUGUUUAUCAGAAAUAUUGAUGACUUUAUUCUUGUUACAUUCUGAUUAUUUGAAUCCAACUUUUUUUCUUCUUGGAAAUGAUGACUGAAACAUUUACACGUGUAGAGACUCAGGAGUUUUACCAGAGUUUAGUUUUUAGGUGUUAUUUAUCUUCUGAGCUGGCAUUGGUGCUCUCUCUGUGUUUCAGCGGCUCUGCAGGCUCUGAAGAGGAAAAAACGUUACGAAAAGCAGCUGGCUCAGAUUGACGGUACGCUAUCCACCAUUGAGUUCCAGAGAGAGGCGCUAGAGAACGCCAACACCAACACGGAAGUGCUGAAGAAUAUGGGCUAUGCUGCCAAGGCCAUGAAGGCGGCUCACGAGGACAUGUAAGAGAGACUCUCAGGAACCGGUUCUUGAGUCUUAUUGUCUUUAAAUGGACACUUAUCUCUUCAUCAUUUCUUUCAUGCAUGUGUCUGCUCAUCUCACAGGGACAUAAACAAAGUGGACGAUCUGAUGGCAGAAAUCACAGAACAGCAGGAAGUGGCUCAGGAAAUCUCAGAUGUCAUUUCUAAACCUGUUGGUUUUGGAGAAGAGUUUGACGAGGUGAGAGCGAACAGAGUAAAACUGAAUAGAACAUGAUCAGCUGUCUGAGUAUGUAUCAGAGGUUUGUGUUUGCAGAGCUUCAUUAACUUGAGCAGAUUUACUGUUAAAGCUUGUGAUUUUCACCCCCCAAUCACUCAGUGUAACCACUGACUACAAGUUGUUUACCUCUACCUGAACACCAAACUGGAACCUGAACCUUCAUGCUCACAGCUAAGGUUGUCAAAAAUGAGAGCUGAUUUACAAAGUCAUCUUUACGCUCCAGAGUAUUAAAAAGUCCCAAAGUCUGUAAAAAAAAUUUCAUUUACACUGUGAAGAGCUCAGAGACACAUCCACCCCACUCCUCUAAAGAGCUGAAAGCUUCCAGGUUAGUUUGUGUGUCAGUCUCCUCUGCCCUCCAUCACAGACGCUGCCUCACUAACUCUGCUCACUCUCAUGUCUCAGGUUUGUCUUUAACACUCAAAUAAAGGUCCAUGGUGUAUCUGAGCGACUGUUUCAGCCCUCAAGUCCGCUCACACACAGAGGUGUUUCUGACUGUUUCUGGUUUGUUUGUGCAGGAUGAGCUGAUGGCUGAGCUAGAGGAGCUGGAACAGGAAGAGCUUGAUCAGAAUCUUCUGGAAAUCGAAGGAACAGCAGACGUUCCUCUACCAAGCGUACCGUCUACAUCACUACCAUCCAGACCAGGUACUCCAUGUCCCUUUGACCCUUGUGUACCUCUCAAUCCCUUUAAAUAUCAGCUUUAAGAUGAUUAUUCAGGUUUUAUUUCUGUUUUUUUUCUUCAUUUCUAGCCAAAAAGAAGGAGGAGGAAGACGAGGACGACAUGGCGGAUCUGGAGGCCUGGGCGGCUAACUAAGCUAGCACGCCCUGCUAGCUAUCCAGCGCCCCUCUUUAAUCUGUCUCUGUGCUACCAGGCUGCUCUCAGACAUCUGGAAGAGAGACAGGGACUCUGGGCUGCUGGCAUGCUGCUCCGUCUCAAAGCCUACGACCCGACACCUGACCCCGCCCCAACCCUGAAGUAUGCACCUGCUCACAAAUCGACAAGGGAGGAUCAAACACGCUCAAGCUGCUCCAUCUGUUCAUGUUAGAGUGUCACUGUAGGAGUGUCUGCUGCAGUUGCACACUCCUUCGAUUGAAAGGGUCAAAGUCAGACCCUCACAGCCUCUGUCAGAGAGCACCAACCAGCACCGAAGUCCAAAGAGUGCAAGUGCAUACUUCCAGGGCGGGGUUGUGGAGGAGCAGGGGAAGGCUUGUUUCCAGGAGGAAUGUGAAGAAUCAACAAAUGUUUGAGAAAAAUUUAAAACCAGAAAGACAAGAUGACCCCGCCAUUUUCCUGCUUCCUGCGUCUUCAUCUCUCUGCUCUUCUACGAUGACGGCGACGUCCGAUCGUCAACAGCGGCUCUGCAAAAACUCUGCUGCAGGAAAAUCAAAAUGUGGGAUUGUCUGAUUGAAGCGUUACCGUUUACCUUAAAAAAUAUGAAGUUUUACAGAAACAUCCUGUGAGGAGGAGCUCUGAAGUAAAAAGGUGGAAAAAAUCAAAAACCAAGGGAAGAAUAUUUUCAAUAAAGAGAUCUUUAUUUAAUCAGACAGAAGAAAUCCCAACAACAACAACAACAACACACCUCCAAUUUCAGACCUAAAAACAGUGGCAGAUCCUCAAAAACACUCUCCCUCUGCUUUACUGACACACACCUCUAAAAUUUGACAAAAAGGGAAAAAAAGGACCUCAGUGGGAAACGUUGAUUCAAUUCAGUGUAAGACAACUGUGAUGCUUUAAUUAAAGCUCCUUUUUCUGCAGCUACAAAUGCUCCAACAUGACUCAUCUCUAACCAGUCUAACCGGCUCAUCUGAAGGCAAUGAAACAGUCAGAAAACAGUCAGUAGAUCAUUGUGCGGCCUGAGCUUCAUUUGUACUUCAGUAGAAUCUCUGCUGCAGCUGACUCCAUCUGUUCGUGCAGCAGGGACGGUGUGGACAGGAAAUACAUAAUACAGAAUAGUUAGCUGUGGAAGUUCAGGGAAAAAGGGCAAGAGCCACGUUUUCAAAAAUAUCCAUACAGGAGCUUUAGACACAUAACAUGAGUCAUAUCGCAGCCUAACAUUUAUCAAACUAUCAGAGUUCCUGGAGCAGACCUGUAAUUCUGGUACUGGCCAGAGAGGGCGACAAUGUAGAAACCCAAUCAGUCAAUCAAACAGGCACAUCCUCCGUCCAACUUUAAUCUUUGACCCUCUACCUCUGUAGGGAGUCGGGCUCAACAGCCUGAUCAUGUGUGAUACCAAACUGGUUUCCUGUUGGUCCUGCUUUGAUCAGGAGCAGAGGGUUUUGACUCUACAGGACAGCUGAAUGAAGCUUCUGUCUGCCACAUUAAUUCAAACCAAACAAAACCCUUGACAGAGUAGGCGUGCACUGCCCAGGAAGACCUCCUGCUGUUUAUGCAAAAAAACUCUCAGUUGUUUACAAGCUCACAGUCUCUGACUCUUAACCAUGAAUGCAGUAACCUCCACAAAUGAAGGUGAUUGGCCCGCUCAUUUUCAGAAACAAGCGAAUCAGCUUGAAGCUUUGUGAGAUGUUUCUGCCUGAUGACACUUUUACACAUCAGCUCUGCAAAGUUCAGGCAGCCCCUCCCUGGUACAUCAACUGAUUUAUUUCAGUCUGAUUCUAAAAUGACAGAGAGAUUAGCUCUUUUUUGAACCAAAUUUUCUUUCUUUUGUUUCAUAAGUAAAAAUUUUCUCAUAUUUUAUGUUUUUGGGCCUCAGAGUCCAUCUACCUCCACCUCAGAGCUCCACCUUCAUGCUGUAGUCGAACAGUGACGUCCUCUGAGAGAGUCCCACAUGGUCUGACUUUAUGACGUGUGUGUGUGUGUGUGUGUGUGUGUGUGUGUGUGUGAGUGUGUUUUUCAGCCUUUGGACACAGAGACCUCUUGUGAAUAUUUAGUCACCCUGAGAGGGGGAGCUGGAUUUUCGUUUCCUCCCUUCUGCUCUGGAAUCACCUGUAGGGACAGAGUAAUUCAGAUGUGGACAGACUUAGAAAGACAGUUUGGUCUUCAUAAUCAAGUGAAAUUUAUUUGCUCACUGUAGCCUCGUUUAUUCUUUUAGCUCCACUCCCCUCCUCCUGUCUGCAGACAGGGUUAUGCAUGGCAGGUUUUCAGUUCAUAUAACAAAUGGUUAAGAUUGUAUUGAAACACGACUGGAGUCUUUCAAUAAAACAAACAUGAAUAAUUCUCAUGUUUCUGCUCAU